AUGCUAGCUAAUUCAGUCGCUCUGGGUUUCUUCUGCACAAGUUUUUUCUGGUUGCUGGUUCGUCCCGAGGAUCUCUGGAGGCAGCAGCAGCAGCAGGUCGAGGUGGACAACUCUAGGGACUGUCCUUGGCGAUGCAUGAGCUUUGUCCAGAUGUGGCCCGGAACGUUCUGCAUAGCUCUGGGAAAGAAGUUUGAGUGCGUCAUGCCGAAAGACGCACACAACUGGACCAUUCAUGGAUUAUGGCCCAGCAACGUUAUGGACUGCUGCCCAUAUAGGUACCUCUUCCCUUCCGACCUGGUGGACUUGACGUCUGAACUGAACAAGCAUUGGCCGUCCUUCAUCAACUUGAGCAACUUCCAGUUCUGGGAGAAAGAGUGGCAGAAACACGGGAGCUGUGCCGGCUGCAUGGAAGCCCUGAGUUCUCCCAGCAAAUACUUCAGAGCCGCCCUCUUCCUGCGUACAAAAUACAACAUCGACAGAGCCUUUCAAAGAGCUGCCGUCAUCCCAACUUGUAUCCAGAGCUACCAGCUCAGCACCUUAGUGACCGUGUUGCAGCCCGUCCUGGGAGACCAAUACGAACUCCAGUGUGUGACUGAUGUCCAGGGGCGUCAAAUCUUGGUGCAAAUCAAGGUCUCCCUCCACAGCAAUUUCUCCUCCAGCUGCAUCGCAGACUCCUACUCCAGCAUCUCCCCUUACAAGCCCUGCAGGAGCGAGAGGAGGGUUUUCUAUUUCCCCGCCAGCCAGAAGUAUCCACGCAACCCCUGCCCCUGACUCCAGGCAGGCAGAGG
Messenger RNA from Lacerta agilis (Sand lizard), 788 nucleotides. Its product is annotated as ribonuclease Oy-like. The transcript is spliced from 9 exons. Gene Ontology annotation, molecular function: ribonuclease T2 activity; RNA binding. Gene Ontology annotation, biological process: RNA catabolic process. Lineage: Eukaryota; Metazoa; Chordata; Lepidosauria; Squamata; Lacertidae. The record is from RefSeq and is a predicted model, not a curated record. Gene Ontology annotation, cellular component: extracellular region. The coding region runs from base 1 to 771 and encodes 256 amino acids.